UCACGUGACGGUUGUACGUUCAAGAUGGCUGCCGACAACCUCCCAUCCGAAUUUGAUGUUGUCAUACUUGGGACAGGCCUCACCGAGUCUGUCCUUGCUGCUGCCUGCUCACGGGUCGGCCAGAAGGUUCUGCACUUGGACAGGAGAAACUAUUAUGCUGGAAAUUGGGCGAGCUUCACGUUCAACAGCCUGCUGUCAUGGAUCCAAGAGUACAAGGCCCAGCAGGAGAUGCCAAGCACCGAGUCAGACCAGGCAUGGGUGGGUAAGAUUGAGGAAGGAGAGGACAUGCUGCCUCUCAGCUCCGUAGACUCCUCCAUCAUCAACCUGGAAGUUUUCUCUUACGCCAGUGAGGAGUCUGAAGAUGAGGAGGUGGUGACGCCGUCCGUGGCAAAUAGCUUUCCUAAAGAUUCUGAAGCAGCAAAUGAAGAGCCCAGUGGCAGUUCUGUAGAACCCCAACACUCGGAUUCUCCUGGCGACAGGACACAAGGUGCUGCUGAGCCUCCCAAACAAGAGACGGAGCCAUCAGAGGCCUGCAAGAACAGACAAAUGCCCGAGACCCAACAAUCUAAUCAGUCAGAAGAAAGUGACAAACAGGAGCAACCAAUCACCAGGCCAGCUGAGGCACCUAUAGAGUUGAACAAGAGGAUAACCUAUGCCAAGCUGUUGAAGGAGGGGCGCAGGUUUAACAUCGAUCUGGUAUCUAAGCUGUUGUAUUCGCGUGGAUCGCUAGUGGACCUGCUAAUCAAGUCCAACGUGAGCCGCUAUGCGGAGUUCAAGAACGUCAAUCGCAUCCUCAUCUGUCGCGAUGGCAGGGUGAAGCAGGUCCCGUGUUCACGGGCCGAUGUAUUUGGCAGUAAACAGCUGAAUGUGGUGGAGAAGCGCAUGCUGAUGAAGUUCCUCACGUUCUGUCUGGACUUUGAGCAGCACCCAGAGGAAUUCCAGGGCUUCUCAGAGAAGCCAUUCUGGGAGUUCCUGAAGAGUCAGAAACUUACAGAGAACCUGCAGCAUUUUGUGUUGCACUCCAUCUCCAUGGCGGACCAAGAGAUUCUGACUGAGGAGGGUCUGAAAGCCACGCAGCACUUCUUGCAAUGCCUCGGUCGCUACGGCAACACGCCCUUCCUGUUCCCCUUGUACGGCCUGGGUGAGAUUCCACAGUGCUUUUGCAGAAUGUGUGCUGUCUUUGGUGGGAUUUAUUGCCUGCGACAUUCCGUACAGUGCCUGGUUGUGGACAAGGAAUCGGGCAAGUGUAAAGCUGUAAUUGACACGCAUGGCCAGCGAAUCAGCUGCAACCAUUUUGUGGUGGAGGACAGCUACAUCAGAGAGGAGCAGAGGACGAAGACCUCACACAGGCAGAUCUCCAGAGCAGUGGUCAUCACAGACCGAUCGGUUUUGUCCUACGAGUCUGAUCAGCAGAUCUCACUGGUGACUGUGCCUCCUCUUGAGUUCUCUUCUCCAGCCGUGAGGGCAGUGGAGCUAAGCUCCUCGUCCAUGACCUGCAUGCCUGGCACCUAUUUGGUCCACCUAACCUGCCCAGCCUCAGGGUCGGCCCGUGAAGACCUGGCACCAGUGAUAUCCAACCUCUUCCACGUUCCCAACAGCUCUGGGGAGGAACCCAUGCAAGGGUCUGAGGAGACUGAGAAGCCUCUGGCGCUGUGGGUCAUGUACUUCAACAUGCGUGACACGUCUGGCUUGGACAGCAGCUGCUACAGUCUGCCCAGCAACGUCCACGUCUGCACCGGCCCGGAUGCCAGCCUGGGCUGCGACUACUCCAUUAAGCUGGCUGAAUCUAUGUUUAAUCAGCUCCUCCCAGAUGAGGAGUUCUGUCCACCAGCGCCAAACCCUGAGGACAUUAUAUACGAUGGUGACGGUGCACCAGGAGAAGGGGCCAGCUUUGAGGAGACCAAUCAUGCAGAGAGAUCUGGACCUGAGGGAGAGGGCCAGCCUCAGGAGAAUGGGCAACCAAGCUCAGAGAGCUCAGAACCGGCAGAGAGUACAGACAGUGUUGCCCCGGAAACUAACACUGAAUCUAAGGUCCAGAUCUCACCCACUGAGGAAUAGCCCCUCCCCUUGCUUAAGGACCAUUCCUCAAACCACUCCCCUACUCUCAGUGGCCACCAACCUUCCCCCUAGGUGUCUUCAUCCACACAGGGGUUAGUCCCAACCAUACUUAAAAAGACCUGAGAUAACUUCAGAAAAAAAAAGAAUCAGACACAUUUGGGGUCGAAAUAGACUGUGUGGUUACAUAACCCUCCAAGAAGAUGGUUUAUGGCCACUGACUGACAAUGUCCUGUCCUCUGAAUGCCUGUGAAGGAGAUACAGCUCUUCACUCCUACAUUUACUGUCUGCAAAAGCCCUGGAAAUAGUACUAAUAACAAUAAUCAUAAUAAUAUCAAGCAAAAGAAAAAUAAGAUCACUAUUUCCACGCACUGUGCACAACGGAAUUGCUAUUGCUAUAUCCAUGUUUUUUAAAGGGGAGUGUACAUGCAUCUGAAUUGGCCAAUUCUAUAUAGUCUUGCUCAUUCAAAUCUAACUGCCAGUGCCUGAAAACCUUACUAUGGUCUUAUGGUUCUGAGCAUAUCGGUCUUGGCAUGCAAAUAUAAUACUAGCCUGCAGUUUCCUUUCAGUGGAAAAAUAGAAAACAAAAAACAAGUUACAUCAGUGGUUAAAUACUGAUUGGCCUUUUAUUUCUAAAUGCAUUUGGUUUUAUGAGUUUGAAUUGUUUUGGCUUGUUUUUUCCUCCUGAAAAUGCAUUAUUUCGUGACCUCCUUAGUGUUAUGGUCGCUAUUCCGACACCUUUAAUUCACUUAGUUCCUUUAAUUCAUCCAAGUUUGUACUGUUGAACUGGGAUGUAGCUAAGGUGCCUGUUGACAUGGACACAUUUCACUGGGAGGAUGCAGUCAUUUCAGUUCAAGGUAUCUGAUAAUCCAGCAAACCUAAAUAUUUUGAAGGGUGUAUUGCAAGGGAAUUUUGUGAAGCCUUUGCCAUUUUGGGUCUUUCAUGAAGCCUUAGAAGACACAGUUGCCAAGGACACCCUGUUUCAUAAUUCUGACUAAUUUCAUAAUUCUGCUGUGGUCUUCUUUUUUUCCUGUGCCAUCAGUGCCGUCCUCUGUUGUCCUUAUGUAUUGUAUGCUUUGAAAUGAAAUGCUGUUAAUUAUUGUUUGCAAGCGGUUACCAACAUUAAAUAUUUGAACUCAG
Electrophorus electricus (electric eel) is the source of this 3195-nucleotide messenger RNA. RefSeq names its product CHM Rab escort protein (gene chm). Gene Ontology annotation, cellular component: nucleus; Rab-protein geranylgeranyltransferase complex; cytosol. Gene Ontology annotation, biological process: intracellular protein transport; vesicle-mediated transport; protein geranylgeranylation. Gene Ontology annotation, molecular function: GDP-dissociation inhibitor activity. The record is from RefSeq and is a predicted model, not a curated record. Lineage: Eukaryota; Metazoa; Chordata; Actinopteri; Gymnotiformes; Gymnotidae.